UCCCCCAAAAAACAUCCACCAUGCAGCCCCCACUUUUUUUCCUUUAUCCCUCGAUUCCAUCCUUUAUUUCUUCCCAACUCCAUUCUUAUCCUUCCACAAGCUUCUCUCGCUCGCAGUCUUUAGAAGAAGUCAGCUCGGUGCUGAUUUCUCUUUUCUGAGGGUGCCGUGUGUGCCCUGAACCAGAGAUUUCUUCCUUUCUAUAACCUUAUACACACAGCCAUGCGAGGGCGGAGUCUAUUCUUCAUCUUUUCCCUCGUCUUCCUCCUCCUAUCAUUCUCUGAGGCAAAAAAGAAGUCCAAACAACCAUCAGAUGCAGUGACUGGAUCCGAAAGUACUGCCAUAAAUCCCUCGCUGGGGUCUGGUCAACUAAGCACUAAGGAUGGGCACCGCUGCACCUGGGAGACGUUAGAGAGAGGAGCUAACAUUCUGCUCCAGGUGAGCUGCUCCACCCUUGAGGAGGAGGGGCUCAAACCUCCCUACACAUGCCAGUUUGCUGGAAAACCUCAGGAAUGCUCCGUGUACAGCACCCAGUCCUCCCAAUACUGGAAACAGGUGGUGAGCAAACUGAAGAAGCGAAAGAAUGCUUGCGAGGGGGACAAAGUCCUGAAAACACGCCUGUGUAAGAGAGCACCCAGCGCAUCUCACAUGAAACUCACAGAGAGAAGCGGAGAAGAGACGACCACACACGUUAGCAAGGGAACGCAUGAAGAGAGCAAGCGCAAAACAGAGGCGCCCGUGAGGAAAGAAAAAGAAGGACAGAAAGAGAAGGAAGAGGAGGUGAAGAAAGAAGAGGAUGAGGGGUUCGGAGAAGUACUGAAUGAUGGAGUCUCAGACAUAGGGCCUGAUGUGAGCUACUGCGGAGAGGGAUGGCAUUCCGUCUGCAGCUUUUUUGUCAAGUUUUUUGAUGGUUAAAAAAUCUGCUAUCAAUGCUUUUUCAGACCCAUGGAGGAUAAGAAUGUUGAUGCAUGAAAAAAAGACAGAAGACAACGCCGUCAGGUGUCAGAAAAAAAAAAAAACAGACUUAGAUAAAAACUUACCCACUAGUCUGCACCCUAAAAACAUCAUGCAUAAAACAGUCCUGUUGUGAAGAACACACUAAUCACAUUGCUUAAACAAAAUGUAUUACUUGUGAAUACUGCAACUAAACCUGAUUUGCCUUUUUGUAAAUGACUAAUUGUGAUUUGAAUUCCACACAUGACCUUUGAUUUUUUUUAUUCAUUAUGAAAAUUGUUGUAUAUGAUUUUUGCAAAUAAUACUAAAAUCAAUCAAAAACAAAUGUAAUUAAUUAUGUAUGUAUAUAUUUUUUAACUAAACAUUUUGCCUAGAUAUAUGGCAGAAAAUCUUAUUAUCAUUCAUUCAACACAGCUGGAUGAUAAGAUUAAAAGUUCUUCAGAGAUCACACAGGAUGAAUAAAAUAACAUUAUAUAACUA
Pimephales promelas (fathead minnow) is the source of this 1431-nucleotide messenger RNA. It is a transcript of the gene fgfbp3, whose product is annotated as fibroblast growth factor binding protein 3. Gene Ontology annotation, molecular function: growth factor binding. The record is from RefSeq and is a predicted model, not a curated record. Lineage: Eukaryota; Metazoa; Chordata; Actinopteri; Cypriniformes; Leuciscidae. Gene Ontology annotation, biological process: cell-cell signaling.